This is a messenger RNA of Gasterosteus aculeatus aculeatus (three-spined stickleback), 8066 nucleotides long. NCBI's taxonomy places the organism in Eukaryota, Metazoa, Chordata, Actinopteri, Perciformes, Gasterosteidae. The record is from RefSeq and is a predicted model, not a curated record.
AUGACCUCAUGGCAGAAAGAAGGCUUCCCAACUUUCUGGUCGCCUAGUGACACUCCGCUUUACAACCUGGAGCCGUGCGAGCCGCUGCCCUUCGACGUGGCGCGUUUCCGCGGCCUCACGGCCUCGCUGCUGCUGGACCUCACCUUCCUGACCAGCAUCCACGAGGAGGCCGCCGCCAAGCUCGGCGCGCGGCGCCACGACAAAAAGCACCGCGGCGCGGCCACGCCGGGACCGGAGCCGCCAGCGCACGACGACAAAGCGGAGAGCCAGGAGCAGAGAGAACCCCCCGGCUCCGCGACCUCCGACCUGCGCGUGUCCCACAGCCUGGACGAGGUGAAGGCGCACGUGGCGCCAAACUCCAAGUCGGAGAGCGAGAUCUCCUCGGCGGUCGGCGGGAACGAUGCGCUCUUUGCCACGCCGCCACACGCCCCCGCCGAGGGGGGCAGAAAGAAAGGCCACGAGCACGGCCCCCGGGCCCACGAGGCCGGCGCCACGCAGUCGGAGAUCCACGCCGUGCAGCUGUCCUACCUGUACCUGGGCGCCAUGAAGGCCCUCAGCGCCCUGCUGAGCUGCAGCAAGUACGCCGAGCUGCUGCUCAUACCGAAGGUGAUACCCGAGGCGGCGGCCAGCGGCCACAACGCCGACCUGAACGCGGCGGCCGCCACCUCGCCGGUGUGCCAGGAGGAGGCGGAGAUGCGGGCGGCUCUGCAGUUCCUCAUGCGCCACAUGGUGAAGCGGGCGGUGAUGCGCUCCCCGAUCAAGCGGGCCUUGGGCCUGGCCGACCUGGAGCGGGCUCAGGCCAUGGUCUACAAGCUGGUGGUGAACGGGCUGCUGGAGGAGCCCAGUGGAGGCAAGGCCCGGACCGGCGUGAGAAGCGAGCCGGAGGGGGAGGGGGACGGCCCCGAGGGCGAGCAGCUGGCUCAGACCCCCGUCACAACCAGCCCCUCGGCCUCCAGCACCACGUCCUUCAUGAGCUCCUCGCUGGAGGACACCACCACCGCCACCACGCCCGUCACCGACACAGAGACCGCCCCCGCCUCCGAGUCUCCGGGGGUCAUGCCCCUCAGCCUCCUCAGGCAAAUGUUCUCCAGCUACCCGACCACCAGCCUGGCGCCGUCCCGUCGGGCUCAGACCCCCCCGGUGUCGUCCCUGCCGACCUCGCCCUCAGAGGAGGUCGGCCGCCGGCAGAGUCUCACCUCGCCCGACUCCCAGCCCUCCAGACCGCAGAACCGAACCGGGCACCUGUGAGUAUUUGCGCUGUCGGACCCCAGCAGCAGGCUGUCCACGUCCCCCCCGCCUCCCGCCAUCGCUGUCCCCCUGUUGGAGAUGGGCUUCUCUCUGCGGCAGAUCACCAAAGCCCUGGAGGCCACCGGCGCUCGCGGCGAAGCCGACGCCCAGAACAUCACGGUGCUCGCCAUGUGGAUGAUCGAGCACCCGGGCACGGACGACGAGCACGACGAGCCUCACGCCAGAGGAGGAGGAGGAGGAGGAGGAGGAGGGGGCGUCGAGGUGGUUGUCGGGGGCGACGGGUCCGACUCGUCCUGCCCGGGAGCGAUGGCCUCUUCAGGGGGCAAAUCUCUGGAGCGGAGCCCCUACCUGUGCUCCCCCGGGGACAUCGCCGACGCCUCGGAGAUGGAGGAGGGCUUCAGCGAGAGUCCUGAGGGUCUGGACCAGGACGCCUCCGGCGGCGGGCCACUGCGAGGUCGCUCCGCCGCCGGCAGGAAGCACCGCUUCGACCUGGCAGCGCGCACGCUGCUGGCCCGCGCCGCCGGGCUGUACCGCUCGGUGCAGGCCCACCACAGCCAGUCGAGGCGGGAGGUGGCGUCCCUGCAGCAGCAGCAGCAGCAGCAGCAGCAGCAGCAGGACCCGGGCGCCCUCUACGACUUCAACCUGGACGAGGAGCUGGAGAUGGACCUGGACGAGGAGACCAUGGAGGCCAUGUUCGGCCAGGACCUGGCCAGCGACACCGACAUUCUGGGAAUGUGGAUCCCGGAGGUACUGGACUGGCCAACAUGGCACGUGUGCGAGACGGACGACCGGGACGAGGUGGUGGUGUGCGAGCUGUGCGAGGCCAACGUGGCCAACUUCAACCAGCACAUGAAGAAGAGCCACCCGGGCUGCGGCCGCAGCGCCAACCGGCAGGGUUACCGCAGCAACGGCUCCUACGUGGACGGCUGGUUCGGGGGGGAGUGCGGCAGCGGGAACCCGUACUACCUGCUGUGUGGGGGCUGCAGGGAGAAGUACCUGGCCAUCAAGAGCAAGGCCAAAGUCCCCGUGGUGGAGAGGUACAAGGGACAAGCUCCGGACCUGCUGGGAAAGCAGGACAGUGUCUACGAAGAGGACUGGGACAUGCUGGACGUGGACGAGGACGAGAAGCUGACUGGGGAGGAGGAGUUUGAGCUCCUGGCCGGCCCGCUGGGCCUCAGCGAGCGCCGGCUCGUCCCCGAGGCCGUCCAGUUCCCCGACAGCGACCCGCUGGGAGCCUCUGUCGCCAUGGUGACGGCGAGCAACAGCAUGGAGGAGACGCUGCUGCAGAUAGGCUGUCAGACCUCGGUGGAUAAGAGCUCGUCAGGCAGGGUGACCCUCGGGGAGCAGGCCGCCGCCCUCCAGAACCCCCACGACCGCGUGAUGGCGCUGAGGAGGGUGACGGCCGCGGCGCAGGUGCUGCUGGCCCGGACCAUGGUGAUGAGAGCCCUGUCCCUGCUGUCCGUCAGUGGCUCAAGCUGCUCGCUGGCCGCCGGCCUGGAGUCUCUGGGUCUGACCGACAUCAGGACCCUGGUCCGGCUCAUGUGUCUGGCGGCGGCCGGCCGGGCCGGUCUCUCCACCAGCUCCACGUCGGGUUCCGGUCACGCCGACAGGCCCCGCGGGGCCGCCAAGGCCAGUAAGCCCAUCUCCAGCCUGGCGUAUCUCAGCACCGCGGUGGGCUGCUUGGCCUCCAACGGUCCCAACGCCGCCAAGCUGCUGGUGCAGCUCUGCACUCAGAACCUGAUCUCUGCGGCAACCGGCAUGAACCUGACCACGGUGGACGACCCCAUCCAGAGGAAGUUCCUGCCCAGCUUCCUGCGCGGCGUCGCCGAGGAGAACAAGCUCGUCACCUCCCCGAACUUCGUGGUGACCCAGGCCCUGGUGGCCCUGCUGGCAGACAAAGGGGCCCGACUGAGACCGGCCUGCGACAAGGCGGACACGGAGAAGAGAGGGCCCCUGGAGCUGGCCAACGCUCUGGCGGCCUGUUGCCUGUCCUCCCGGCUGUCCUCGCAGCACCGCCAGUGGGCCGCCCAGCAGCUGGUCCGCACGCUGGCCGCCCACGACCGCGACAACAACCACACCCGGCCGCAGAGCUUCGCCGACCUGGCGGGAGACCUGCGCAGGUGCUCCUCCGUCAAGCUGGAGGCCCACCAGAGCAGAGUCAUCACCUGCAGGUGGUGCAGCAAGAAAGGCCUGUUGGCCACGAGCGGCAACGACGGCACGGUGAGGAUGUGGAACGUGACCAAGAACCAGUACGCCCUCCAGCAGACCUGCAUCUUCAACAAGGACGACGGCUCGUCGGAGGACGGCACGUCGGGUCUGGGGUCUCCCAGCGACCCCUGCAUGUCGCCUCUGGCCUGGAGCGUCACCGGGAAAUACCUGGCAUCCGCCAUGGAGAAGCUGGUCAACAUCUGGCAGGUUAAUGGCGGUAAGGGGCUCCUGGACGUGCAGCCUCACUGGGUGUCGGCGCUGGCGUGGCCCCGGGAGGAGGCGGAGUCUCUGUGGUGCGGGGAGCCCCGGGACGUGCUGCUGGUGGGACGCAUGGACGGGUCUCUGGGCCUCAUCGAGGUGCUGGACUCCUCCAGCAUGCAGCGCACCGAGCUGGAGCACUGCUACAGGAAAGACGUGGCGGUGAUGCACAUCGCCUGGUACAGCGAGAACAAGCCCUUUGCCGUCGGCUACGCGGACGGGAAGCUGCUGAUCGGAUCCAAGGAGCCUUUAGAAAAAGGAGCCGUCGUGGUCAUUGACGCUCACAAGGAGGCGAUCAGCAGCAUGAAGUGGAGUCCCGACGGUCACGUCCUGCUCACCUGUGCCAAAGAGGAGACGGUGAAGCUGUGGGCCGGUCCGGACCCCCUCCGUCACUCUCAGUCCGCCUCCGGCUGGCGCUGCCUGCAGAGCCUGCGACACCCGUCCCAGGUCAACGGCGUGGCCUGGUGCGGCCAGCUGGGACGCGGCCCGAGGCCCCUCAGCAUGUUGGCCAUAUGUUGCCAGAACGGCCACGUCUCAGUCUGGACCGUUCCUCAAAACACCUCCAGCUUCCCGGAUUCCUCUUUCUCCGAGUCCGAGGGCUGGUGGGAGAACGAAGCCAAACCCAAAUUCAUGGUACGCACCAGGUUACCCACGUUUGUGACGAGGUUUUUAACUCACAGCCUGACAGCCUGGGUCGGAAAACGAAGAAAGGGAAGCCUCAUGAACCUCUGGUCCCUGCGGGACGGCUCGGUGCUCCAGACGGUGGUAGCAGGUUCAGGUGCGAUCCAUAAUAUCGUCUGGAUCCCAGAUGUUGGUGUCGCCGUCUGCUCCAACAGGUCCAAGGACGUGCUGGUGGUGAACUGCUCCAAGGAGUUCAUGGCGUCCAACCACGUGCUGGCCACCUGUCGCACGGCCCUGAAGCGGCAGGGGGUGGUUGGCCUCCACGUGGCGCCCUGCAUGAGGGCCUUCCUGGAGAGACUUCCUGUGAUGCUGCAGGAGCAGUACGCCUACGAGAAGCCCCACGUGGUGUGCGGCGAGCAGCUGGUGCACAGCCCCUACAUGCAGUGCCUGGCCUCCCUGGCCGUGGGGCUCCACCUGGACCAGCUCCUGUGCCGGCCCCCGGCGCCGCCCAACCUCCGGCACUGCCCGCCGGAGUCCGGCACGGCCGUGUGGUGCGCCAGCGAGUGGGCCUGGCUGGACUGCUUCUCCACCACGGUGAAGGCGGCGGAGGCCCUCGCCCGCGGCGCCAGCUUCUCCGAGUCGUUCUGCGUUCCCGACCUGGAGCCCGUGCCCAAAGACGAGAUGGCUCUGCUCAUGGACAACAGCAAGUGGGCGUCUGGCAUGGACGAGCAGAUCAUGUCCUGGGCCACGUCCAGGCCAGAGGACUGGCACCUCGGAGGGAAGUGCGACGUGUAUCUUUGGGGUGCCGGGCGACACGGCCAGCUGGCAGAAGCCGGCAGGAACAUCCUGGUGGCCACGAGCGCCCCGUCCUUCUCCCAGGCCCAACAGGUGGUGUGUGGUCAGAACUGCACCUUCGUGAUCCAGUCCAACGGGACGGUGCUGGCCUGCGGGGAGGGCAGCUACGGCCGCCUGGGGCAGGGCAACUCCGACGACCUGCACGUCCUCACCGUGGUCUCUGCUCUGCAAGGUUUUGUGGUGACCCAGCUGGUGACGUCGUGCGGCAGCGACGGACACUCCAUGGCGCUGACGGAGAGCGGCGAGGUCUUCAGCUGGGGCGACGGGGACUACGGCAAGCUGGGCCACGGCAACAGCGACCGGCAGCGCCGGCCCCGGCAGAUCGAGGCGCUGCAGGGCGAGGAGGUGGUGCAGAUGUCCUGUGGGUUCAAGCACUCGGCGGUGGUCACGGCCGACGGGAAGCUUUUUACUUUUGGGAACGGAGAUUACGGCCGGCUGGGUUUGGGAAACACGUCCAACAAGAAGCUCCCGGAGAAGGUCACCGCCCUGGAGGGGUACCAGGUCGGACAGGUGGCCUGCGGUCUGAACCACACGUUGGUCGUCUCCGCUGACGGGAUGAUGGUUUGGGCUUUCGGCGACGGAGACUACGGGAAGCUGGGCCUCGGCAAUUCCACGGCUAAGUCCUCCCCUCAGAAGGUGGACGCCUUGUGUGGAAGCGGCAUCAUCAAGGUGGCGUGUGGAACGCAGUUCUCUGUGGCUUUAACCAGUGACGGAAAAGUCUUCACCUUUGGCCAAGACCGGCUGAUCGGGCUCCCUGAAGGCCGAGCCAGGAACCACAACCGGCCCCAGCAGGUCCCGGCCCUCUCGGGGGUCCACAUCCAGGACGUGGCUGUGGGGGCCGAGCACACGCUGGUUCUCUCCUCCACGGGGGACGUUUACACCUGGGGCAGCAACUCGGAGGGACAACUCGGCCUGGGUCACACCAACCACGUCAGGGAGCCCACGGUGGCCACGGUGCUGCAGGGAAAGAACAUCCACCAGAUCUCCGCCGGGCGCUGCCACAGCGCCGCCUGGUCGGCGCCCUCGGUGCCGCCUCGAGCUCCAGGCUCCUCGGUUCCUCUCCAGCUGGGCCUCCCCCUGGCGGUUCCACCUCAGUACAGCGGGCUGAGGGAGGUCAGCAUGGAGGCGGUGAGGGCUCGCCUGCGCCUCCUCUACCACUUCUCUGACCUGAUGUACUCCUCGUGGAGGCUUCUCAACCUCAGCCCCAACAACCAGAGCUGCACGUCACACUACAACGCCGGCACCUGGGGGAUCGUGCAGGGCCAGCUGAGGCCCCUGUUGGCCCCCCGGGUCUACACGCUGCCCAUGGUGCGCUCCAUAGGCAAGACCAUGGUGCAGGGCAAGAACUACGGCCCCCAGAUCACCGUCAAACGGAUCUCCACGCGGGGGCGGAAGUGCAAACCCAUCUUCGUGCAGAUCGCCCGUCAGGUGGUGAAGCUCAACGCCUCCGACCUCCGCCUGCCCUCCCGGGCCUGGAAGGUGAAGCUGGUGGGCGAGGGGGCCGACGACGCGGGGGGGGUGUUCGACGACACCAUCACAGAGAUGUGCCAGGAGCUGGAGACGGGGGUGGUGGACCUCCUCAUCCCCUCCCCCAACGCCACGGCCGAGGUCGGAUACAACAGAGACAGGUUCCUCUUCAACCCGUCCACCUGCCUGGACGAGCAUGUGAUCCAGUUCCGGUUCCUGGGCAUCCUGAUGGGCGUGGCCAUCCGCACCAAGAAGCCCCUGGACCUCCACCUGGCCCCGCUGGUGUGGAAGCAGCUGUGCUGCAUCCCGCUGACGCUGGAGGACCUGGAGGAGGUGGACCUCCUGUACGUGCAGACGCUCAAGAGCAUUCUUCACAUUGAAGACAGCGGCAUCACCGAGGAGAACUUCCACGAGAUGAUUCCUCUGGAUUCCUUCGUGGGGCAGAGUGCAGAUGGGAAGAUGGUGCCCAUCAUCCCGGGAGGAAACAGCAUCCCGCUCUCCUUCUCCAACCGGAAGGAGUACGUGGAGCGAGCCAUCGAGUACCGGCUGCACGAGAUCGAUCGACAGGUGGCGGCGGUGCGGGAGGGCAUGUCGUGGAUCGUGCCGGUGCCGCUGCUCUCGCUGCUGACGGCCCGCCAUCUGGAGCAGAUGGUGUGCGGGAUGCCGGAGAUCUGCUGCGAGGUGCUGAAGAAGGUGGUGCGGUACCGGGAGGUGGAGGAGCAGCACUCCCUGGUGCAGUGGUUCUGGCAGACGCUGGAGGAGUUCUCCAACGAGGAGCGGGUCCUCUUCAUGCGCUUCGUCUCCGGGCGCUCCCGGCUGCCCGCCAACACCGCCGACAUCUCCCAGAGGUUCCAGAUCAUGAAGGUGGACCGGCCCUACGACAGCCUCCCCACCUCUCAGACCUGCUUCUUCCAGCUGCGUCUGCCUCCGUACUCCAGUCAGGCCGUGAUGGCCGAGCGUCUCCGCUACGCCAUCAACAACUGCCGCUCCAUCGACAUGGACAACUACAUGCUGUCCCGGAACGUGGACAACGCGGACGGCUCCGACACGGACUACUGACGCGCACAGACACACAUUUUUUAAAAGAAUCCCUUUUAUGUACUUUCAGCACAGCUUCGUUUCUCCUGGUGGUUCAUUAGCGUUUUUUAAAUGACACAGAAAAUCCACACGAGACGUGUGUUUACUGUUAAUUAUUAUGCUCUCAUGACUCCACAUCCCAUUUUCAGGGUUUCUGCAUGGAGGUGCGUUUAUUUGUUUGGAAAAUGUGUAUAAAAUAUUCAAGCAAGUGGCCGGAGGAAGAAUGUUGUACAUUGUGUAAAAUGCUUCAUUAGGAAAAUGUUUUGCAUAAUAUCCAUAUUUAUUGUUUCCAGAAGCAUUAAAAACAACAACAAUAAAUGCUGCAUAACUGA